Molecule: messenger RNA, 1889 nt
Organism: Lineus longissimus
Lineage: Eukaryota; Metazoa; Nemertea; Pilidiophora; Heteronemertea; Lineidae
Product: putative ankyrin repeat protein RF_0381
Exons: 2
Coding region: 158-1669 (503 amino acids)
Biological process (GO): intracellular signal transduction; protein localization to ciliary inversin compartment
Cellular component (GO): ciliary inversin compartment
Molecular function (GO): protein binding
Source: RefSeq, a predicted model, not a curated record
GCCCAGAAAGAGGCCUUCAUGUAUUUAUUUGAAAGACUGUGAUGUAGUUCAUGGUACCAUCAUUAGCUAAUGCGAGAUUAUCUUGGAGGUCUCAGGGUGUCCUCGCCAAUGUCGUGAUAAUCUCCGGCCUUAUUUCCGGUUGCUGUCACCCGACAAGAUGGAAUCAUUCUUCAAAGUCAUUCAGGAGGGAUCUCUUACUGAGGUAGAGAAAGAAUUCAAGAACGUUGUUAACGUCGAUACUGUCUGCCACGGAGAAACAGCUCUACUACAAACUAUUAGGAGACAGGACUUCAGAUUCAUCGAGUUCAUUCUCAAUAAUGGCGCGUCCGUGACCAAACAACCAGGUACGGAUAUUUCUCCGCUGAAUCUGGCAGUGGAAAGCCGAACUAGAAACCUCGAGAUCAUAGAGUUGCUUCUCCUUCAUGGUGCAGAUGUGUUCGAAGAGGAUGAUUACGGCGACACGAUCCUCAUGAAUGCGGUGUUUCGCCGAGAUUACGAAGUGGUGAUGUUGUUUUUGAACUCUGUCUCUGGCGAAGGACAUGGGGAAUCGUGUUUAGCCGCAUCUUGCUGCAUUGUUUCCAGAGUGCACAUCGAAGAGAUCUUGAAACGAGGGGUAUCUCCAAAUAACUCUGAAAUGUCGCCAUUGAUAUUUUCGUGUCUCCUUGGAGACGAGGCAAUGGUCAGUAUGUUGUUAGAUUACGGUGCAGACGUCAAUAUUGAAGAUCCCAGAGGAGGGACGCCAUUAUCUAACGCCAUCAGCGCGGGAAAUCAAUCUAAUUUGAUAAAACUUUUGGUAACCCAUGGAGCAGAUGUGAAUCACAUGACGACUGGUUUCGAUGACCCUGGUGUGGAAGUGACGCCUCUUAUGGAAGCGGCCCGCAUGCGUGAUCUGCCGAAUAUCCGAGAACUUCUGAGACUCGGUGCAGAUGUCAACAUAAAAAACAACCAACGCCGGACUGCAUUGCAUUAUUGUUCCGGAUGGGAGACAUAUUGCCCUGUCAUAAAGUCUUCUUUGAAAAGAGUAACACUCGCGGGAGGAAUCUAUGGAACUAACCGGUCUACAUAUCGGAUUGUGAAAACUCUUGUCGAUUACGGAGCUGACGUCUCCAUCAAAGAUAGUGACGAUCGAACCCCGUUAGAUGUGAAUCUAAAGACACUUCAUUCGAUGUUCGUUCAAACAGAAGGCCGGUUGAAAGCUUCUACUAAGCUACUGCCCAUUUACUUGUCCAUCUGCUGUAGUCUGCUCAAGGCCAGCGCAGCAUCAUGCGAGAACUCACGAGAAGUGUUCAAUAGCUUUUUGGAUGCUUUCCUGUCCUGUGAUCAUCUGGACGAUAUCCCAUCAGCAGAACGAUUAGUGGACAUCGUCAAUUUGGCUUUUAUGUGUGGUUUGAACUUGUCUGUGGGAAACAAAAGACCCACAGUGGAAUUAAAGCACCACGUCACCAGGAGGAAUGUUUUUGACUUCGUCGCGCAUCUUAGCAGGAACUGCUUAACGCUGAAGCAGCUAUGCCGAAUUCAGCUCCGGAAAAACACCCGUCGCACCCAAACUAGCGUCAGAGACAUGCAUGACAUUCCCCUGCCAACACUUUUAAAGGAAUAUCUUCUCUACGAGAAUGAUUCCUUGUUUCGUCCUGGUCAGCUGAUUCUACAAAACUCCCCGUCAACUUAGCUUUUGCACCAGCGUUGCGGCGUUUCGGAUGCCCAGGAUCACGUACAUGUAACACUAUAUGCACCUGCGAGUCUUAACAAUAUUUUCGUACUCCCUCCCCUUGUGUGCUAUACUUAUCCCAUCUGCGUACCUACGCUGAAAGAGACUGCUGUGUGUAGUCAACAGCAUAGAUGUUGUCGUGCUACAAAAUAAAACACAACAGAAUUGCUUUUGUACAAAU